This is a messenger RNA of Pezoporus occidentalis (night parrot), 2146 nucleotides long. It is a transcript of the gene BTBD6, whose product is annotated as BTB domain containing 6. The record is from RefSeq and is a predicted model, not a curated record. The transcript is spliced from 4 exons. Gene Ontology annotation, biological process: neurogenesis. Gene Ontology annotation, cellular component: cytosol. Gene Ontology annotation, molecular function: protein binding. Lineage: Eukaryota; Metazoa; Chordata; Aves; Psittaciformes; Psittacidae. Bases 177 to 1787 code for a protein of 536 amino acids.
GCUGGCACCGAUCCGACACAGCGGCAUCCCUUUCCCCUCGGAAAAGCGCGUCGGGCUUGUAAUCGCAGAGCGCGCAUACAAAACACCAAAACCACCAAAAGCCACCGCGCAUCUAGAAGCAUACAAAAUAUCCAGAUAGUGGGACUCGUAUUUGGGAUUUGUUAGUUCUCUUGCUCAUGCCACUGCCCCAUGGUUGCCUCAAUGGCAGGAUCAUGAAGUGUUUGACUUUUUUUCUUCUGCUUCCAGAGACCUUAAAGAAGUCCAAAAAGAGUGUGAGGUCAAACGGCAAGGUGCCAGGAUGCUAUGAGAUAGUGCCCCUGUCCCUGAAGAAGAAGAUGGCUGCAGAACUUUACCCUGCCAGCACCAACACCAAUAUCGCAAACAGUAACGCCGCCGCCGCCACCACCGCUGCCAACAGCAAGAAGAACGCCCUGCAGCUCCAGCAGAGCGCCCAGCCGCCCCCGCCGCCCCAGCUCCAAAACCUCAACAACAACAACUUGGAGAGCGCCAACUGGCAGUCCUUCCACCCCACACUGCGGGAGAGGAACGCGCUUAUGUUUAAUAACGAACUCAUGGCUGACGUUCACUUCAUCGUGGGCCCACCAGGGGCAUCCAAGAAAGUUCCUGCCCAUAAGUACGUUUUGGCAGUUGGUAGCUCUGUCUUCUACGCUAUGUUUUAUGGUGAUCUUGCAGAGGUCAAAUCCGAAAUCCAUAUACCAGAUGUGGAACCUGCAGCCUUUCUAAUCCUAUUAAAAUACAUGUAUAGUGAUGAAAUAGACCUGGAAGCUGACACAGUUCUGGCUACGUUGUAUGCUGCCAAGAAGUACAUUGUGCCAGCCCUAGCAAAGGCUUGCGUCAAUUUUCUGGAGACCAGUUUAGAAGCAAAGAACGCUUGUGUCCUGCUGUCUCAGAGCAGGCUCUUUGAGGAGCCGGAGCUGACCCAGCGCUGCUGGGAAGUGAUUGAUGCUCAAGCAGAAAUGGCACUGAAGUCAGAGGGCUUCUGUGAGAUAGAUCAACAAACACUAGAGAUCAUUGUAACCCGGGAGGCACUCAACACCAAGGAAGUAGUAGUUUUCGAGGCUGUUCUCAACUGGGCAGAGGCUGAAUGCAAAAGGCAAGGGCUGCCAGUUACACCACGUAACAAGAGGAAUGUAUUAGGAAAAGCUUUGUACCUGGUGCGGAUCCCAACCAUGACUUUGGAAGAGUUUGCUAAUGGAGCUGCCCAGUCUGACAUCCUCACCCUUGAGGAAACUCACAACAUAUUCCUGUGGUACACAGCUGCAAAUAAACCCAAACUAGAGUUUCCGCUGACAAAAAGAAAAGGACUGGUACCUCAGCGAUGCCAUCGGUUUCAGUCCUCUGCAUACCGCAGCAAUCAGUGGAGGUACCGAGGGCGAUGUGACAGUAUUCAGUUUGCCGUAGACAAACGGAUAUUUAUAGCAGGACUGGGAUUGUAUGGAUCGAGCUGUGGCAAAGCUGAAUACAGUGUCAAAAUUGAACUGAAGCGCUUAGGAGUUGUCCUUGCUCAAAAUCUGACAAAGUUUACCUCUGAUGGCUCCAGUAACACUUUCUCUGUGUGGUUUGAACACCCUGUGCAGGUUGAGCAAGAUACCUUUUAUAACGUAAGUGCUAUUCUGGAUGGUAAUGAACUCAGUUACUUUGGGCAAGAGGGAAUGACUGAAGUGCAGUGCGGGAAAGUGACGUUCCAGUUCCAGUGCUCCUCGGACAGUACUAAUGGUACUGGAGUACAAGGAGGACAAAUACCUGAGCUCAUUUUCUAUGCAUGAUGCAUUUCACCUUGAUUGUAUUCCAGUACUGCAAUGAUGCACAUUAAGGGAUUUCUCUGUUUUACUACAAACUCUGCAGCAGUAUGGAAUGUUAUGCUACUUACCUAUCUGCUACAUCAGCCUAUACAAAUAAGUGAAGGAAUGCUCUUGAAUUUAAUCUUAUUUUAUUUAUUCAUAAGCUAUUUGACUUAAUUAUUAAGACUGCAACAAGCAGAGAAAUGUUAAAUUUUGCACGUACUGUGCAUUUAUUUUGUAUAUAGAUAACUAAUGUGCAGACUGCAGCUGUAAUUAAAUAGAAUGUUCUAAACUAGAGCAGUUUAUGAAUCUGUGAAAUAUAAAACAUUUUUACUUGCCCUAAA